Messenger RNA from Malus domestica (apple), 882 nucleotides. Lineage: Eukaryota; Viridiplantae; Streptophyta; Magnoliopsida; Rosales; Rosaceae. The record is from RefSeq and is a predicted model, not a curated record.
ACCAGGCGCUACACGACUGACAUGAUCACCUACGCUGACACCGGUGUCGUCGUAGUCGAUGCUGGCUUCGCUAGGCUCUCCUACACCUAUGAGCUCAACAAGAACCCCGACGUUCAAGUCGCCAUAACAGAGCAAUCCGUCAGCCCCAGUGGCGGUGCGCGGCUCGGUGGCCAGCUCGUCUCUGCCAUGGAUCCGGAUCCCAAACCCCAUAUGACUUCCAGGCAACCCACGAGAAAAUCCGGUCAACCAACCCGAACCCAGAACAAGAUUUUCAUUGAAAACAUCUAUGAGAAGCAGUUGAGAAACUGCAAUCAUCAGAGCAGCAGAUCACAAAAUUUAAACGAGGGUUCGAAUUCUAUGGUCUCGAUUCUCCAUUUUGCUAUGGAUUCCAACAGCAGAUCACAAAUAAAAAGAAUAUCUAUAUUCUUCCUUUUUUUUGCCAUCUCAAAAUUUCUUUCCCUUCCGCGUGAUUCAAAUUCGGUGGUCUCCCUCGAAUUUUCAACUUUUUCUGUCCUAUUUAUGCUGCCCAAUGGCGCAACCCCAAACCCACAACUGCCGUAGCAUUCGUAGCCAGCCAUAGAGCCUUCGGAUAACUGCCCAUGCCUUACCUGCAAUCCGGGGCCGAGUUGGAAAACGGCAUCCUAAGUCAAAUGGGUCACGUAAGUAAUGAUUCAUGACUCGAGCUGCGACUCGAUGCCAUAAUAGAGGGCUUUAUCGGCUAAGCUCCUGCUUGGAGAAUCAACGAGCCAUGGAAGAGAUACGAGAAGUACUUGGCGUCGACGUUGAGCUUGAUGCGGUCAUUGGUGUGGGGCCCAGAAGAUUUUCAUUAGAAAGCCGACUGCAGCCCAUCUUGCUUCGUCGCCGAUUGCAACACUCCAUCCC